AUGCCCGUGUACAAGAACAUUAACGACAGGCUGGUCUCGCUCUCCCAGGGAAACCGCUUCUACUUCUGCUUCUCGUGCGGAAGGAUGCCUAUGGUCACGUACGUCCUCAGCUACUCAUUUACGUUCCUGAACAAGGCGAUGGCCAUGUACAGGUCCGCGCUCGUGAUGACAGCCUAUACCGCUUACAACAAGCUGCACGAGUCCGUGAACAGGAUCAGGCGCAUCAACAAGCUCAUGACCGCGUUCAAGAAGAUCAAUAUGUCCACAAAUGUAGUGAAGAAUAUGUACGUGUACGAUAUCGCCUACUUCAUCGCGAAGGGGGAUCUAGAUGUUUUGAUCAGCGGAGACUCGGUCGUGUACAUCCACCUCGACACAUUAGCGAACUACAUGACGUUUAACUACAUCAUCACGAACACCGAUGUCUCCGUGAAGAACAUUGUCACGAUCCACCGCACGACGAUCUCUACAACUAAAAACACGUACAUGUUCUGCGUUUGUGCUGGUACCACGACUGGGACCGAGAUGUCCGAGUUCACCUAUGACACCAUGGGCGAGUACUUAAACAUGUGUACGGCCACGACCGGAUACAAGCUCCAGCUCAUCACCGCGUGGAACGCGCAUACGUACCUCACCAUGGACACGACGAUGUACAAGAGUCGGAUUAAGAACCCGAGACCGUUCAACGUCAGGUGCAUGAUCAAGGAUGGGAACAUCACCUCUAGGGUGCCGUUCAUCGUGAAGGACUGUAAGGGGCACAUGAACAAGAGCGCGAAGACAGAUACCUACUCGAUCCCGUAUGACUUCGUGGUCAUCACUAGGGAUAAGAGCAUGUCAGACAUGUUGACGUUCUACUUUAACAGGUUCGCGAACAAGAACGGCAUCUUACCUCCCGACGUAACCCUCGAUUCGGCGCUCUAUCGAGAACCUAUAGGGAACAGCCCCUAUACGUCAUCCGAUGUUAGUUACGAAUACCGCGAAUCCACUCUCUCGGGUCGCUUCCUUAAUGCCUAG
Messenger RNA from Fonsecaea monophora, 1011 nucleotides. RefSeq lists its product as hypothetical. The transcript has 7 exons. NCBI's taxonomy places the organism in Eukaryota, Fungi, Ascomycota, Eurotiomycetes, Chaetothyriales, Herpotrichiellaceae. The coding region runs from base 1 to 1011 and encodes 336 amino acids. The record is from RefSeq and is a predicted model, not a curated record.